UUUUCACAAAUAAUAUAUUGUUUAAUUUUUAGGUUUAAAGAAUGUUCUUGUGUUGGUUCACUUUAUUUAAUUAUAAUUAUUGUUGCAAACUAUAGGAACAUAUAUUAUAUAUUGAAUUACUGAGCCGGUAUGAUUGUCGUCAGGAAAUAAUAGUCCAGAAAUUUUAAUAUAAUGUGGCGAAGAGAUAAUAAGUUCCCAGAAAAUGGGUUUGAGGCAUGGGGUGGAUAUAUGCAAGCUAAAAUUAAUAAGCUUGAAGAACAGUUUUCUUCCAGAGCUGGAAAUGAAGCGAAAGAGAGUAAUAUUUUCAAUGGUGUAAGUAUUUAUGUCAAUGGGUUUACAAUACCAUCUGCAGAUGAAUUAAAAGCUCUUAUGGCUAGCCAUGGAGGAGUCUAUCACACUUACCAAAGAAGUGACGACUACAUAAUUGCUUCUAAUUUACCAGACACGAAAGUAAAAAACAUGUCCCUAACUCGAGUAGUGAAGCCUGAAUGGAUAACAGAUAGUAUCAAGUUCAAUAAAUUGUUGGACUAUAGACAAUACUUACUAUAUCGGAACUCCGUUACACAGCCACAACUAAAUUUCAUGAAAAUUGCUAAAAAUGAAAGGUAUUCAGUUGAAAAUUCUCUUCAGUUAUCAAUAAAUGAUAUUGAAAUAGAAAAUAAGAAUAAUUCUGUGAAAAAGGAAGAAAAUAAGGAAAUAGAAAAUAUUGUUGUUUCAGAUGCAACAACUGGCAAUAUACAAGAAAUUACAAAUAUUAAUAAUUUAACUUCAAUUGUUCAACCAAAAGUAGAGAAUGAUUCUAAGUUUAAUAUAAAUGAGAUUAAUAAAAUUAGUCAAGUCACAAAGACAGCAGCUGAUCCUAACUUCAUUUCCGAAUUUUAUAACAAUUCAAGGUUGCAUCAUAUAUCACAACUAGGUGCAUGUUUCAAGCAGUAUGUAAACGAUCUUAGAGAAAAGAGUAAUUUUUUGUUUCCAUUACGUGCUAAGAUGAAGGAAGGAAUAUUAUCAUCAGUUGAGCAAUCCAAAUCAUCACAAUUAAAUUUUGAAAAAGGAAAAGUCAUUAUGCAUAUUGACAUGGAUUGCUUUUUUGUAUCGGUUGGAUUAAGAAAUCGACCAGAUCUCCGUGGUAAACCUGUUGCAGUUACUCAUUCCAAAGGUGGACAGUUCAGAUCUAAGAGAUCUGGUGUUGAUAGGAAUACAGAGUUCAAGUUAUAUAGACAACGGCAAGCUAAACAAAUUGGUAAAGCAGCAGGAAUACCUGAAGAUGAAGUAGAAUUUGAAAGUAGAGUGGAUAAUGUUGGAGAUGAGGAUGAUAAAUAUGGUUCAUUGAGUGAAAUAGCUUCAUGUUCCUAUGAAGCUCGUGCUAAAGGCAUUAGCAAUGGUAUGUUUAUGGGGGCUGCUUUAAGACUAUGUCCUGAUUUACAAACAAUACCUUAUGAUUUUGAUGGUUAUAAGGAGGUGGCAUUUAGUUUAUAUAACACCAUAGUACAAUAUACAUUGGACAUAGAAGCAGUAUCUUGUGAUGAAAUGUAUGUAGAUUGCUCAGAGCUAUUAAAAGAUAUAGAAAUAAGUGUACAAGAUUUUGCAACAUAUUUACGGACAGAGAUAAAAAGUAAAACUGGCUGUCCAUGCUCUACUGGGUUUGGUAGUAAUCGUUUACAGGCUAGGUUGGCGACAAAGCACGCCAAACCUGACGGCCAAUUCUUUUUAGUUGCUGAAUUAGUUGAAGAUUUUAUGUUUAAUAUCAAACUCAGAGAUUUGCCAGGCGUGGGAAGGCAAACAGCACAAAAAUUAGAGUCCAUAGGACACCAAACUUGCGGUUCUUUGCUAUGUUUAUCUUUGGUCAGUUUGCAACAGCAUUUAGGGAACAAGACAGGAUCAUUAUUAUAUGAUCAGUGUAGAGGACGAGAUCCCAUUCCAUUAUCCUUUUUUACUGUGAGAAAGUCUGUUUCAGCAGAAGUCAAUUAUGGAAUCCGAUUUGAAAAUAAUACACAAUGUGAAGAAUUUUUGAAGCAAUUGUCUCUUGAAGUACAGAGUAGAAUGCACCAAUACAAAGUUGUAGGAAAAUGUAUAACUUUAAAACUUAUGAUUAGAGCUGAAGAUGCACCAGUGGAAACAGCCAAAUUUUUAGGACAUGGGUUUUGUAAUGUUAUUAACAAGUCAUCCUCAUUAAAUAAUGCUACAAAUGACUCAGAUGUUAUAAUGAGAGAAACAAUCUUGCUAUGGAAAAAGCAACACAUUGAUCCUAAAGAAAUGAGAGGUGUGGGUAUUCAAAUUACAAAAUUAGAAUCUGUUAAUUUUAAACCAUUAAAAGGUACUAUAAAUAAAUUCUUAUUAAAUGUUAAAACUAAGACAGAAAAUAAACGUGAAUCUCUAAAUAUUCCACAUGGAUCUGAAUCAGCAAAUUUGAAUCAAUGUAAACAGGAACUUAGCAUAGAGAAUAAUUUAAAAACUACUCUUGCCUCAGCUAAACAGAAAUCACCUGUAAGCGGAUUGAUGAAAUCUCCAUUACGGAAACGUGGAAGACCACCAAAAAAUGCGAAAGGUCAUAUUCCUUCAAGAAAUCUUGUAGACAAUUUUAUAAAAGGAUCACUUAAAAAAGAUACACCUUACAGGGAUCCAAUGAUUAAUAUAGUAAAUCACGAAAAGGAAGUAAUUCAAAAGGAAGAGAAAUCAGAAGGGUUACUUAGACUUCCAUGGGAAAAAAUCCGUGAGUUGCUAAGAGCUUGGUUGGACAGCGGUCAAACACCGUUGCUAUUGGAUGUCAGUAUGGUAUCUGAAUACAUGUGUGAAAUGGUCGCAAACAGAAACAUUGAAAAAUUGUAUGUUCUAGUUAAGUUUUUGAGAAGAAGAACUAGUGAAAUUGGUAGUGAAGCCUGGAAAGAAGUUUACAGGAGUAUCAUUGAAAAUGUGCAAAAUGCUAUGAUAGCUGUUUAUGGUAGCCCCUUAUUUAUAGAUUGAUAACUUCAAUAAAACAAUUCCAAUAAUGUCAUAUAUUUAUUUUAUUAUUUUGAUAUUUUUUCUACAGACAAAAACAAUAUUUUAAAGUUUAUUAAACAAAAGUUACUGUAUACACUGCCAUUGUAAGCAAUUUUAUUUUCAAAAAUUUGGCAGCUUCACAAAUCACAGCAGUAAAGAGUAAUAUAUCGCGUCAAAGUUACGUCUGACAAUAAUAACUUUUAAAAUAGUUAAUUUUCAUAUUCAAUCAAAAGAUGCCUAUCUAAUAUCGUAUCUUGAAUAUUAAUUACAAAUUGAAGACACAUGGUAUACAUUUAGUUUGCAUGGCAGUUAGUAUCACUAGAUAUUGAUAACUGAUAAGCACUUUUAUAAAUAGUUUUAGGUAGGUAUAUAAUAUUUGAAAUAUAUUUACAGAAGUAUGCAUAGUGAUCUGACGUUUUGUGUAAAAAUAUAUAAGUAGUACAAUUUAGAAUUUAAUAAUAAUUUAGGCACUAUCACAGUUGCUUAUUGCAAAUAAAAUUAAGGUUCAUAUUCACACAGAAUUUUACAAUUCAAAUUGCUAAAUUUUACGCAUUAGGCGGUUUGUAAUUUUUAAAACCCAUCGAUAUUGCAUAAGUACCUAAUGUAAAAUAGAUGUAGUUUCAGACAUACUUCGAUCUAGUUUCUUUGACAACUAUUGUUUAAUUUCUCUUACAAGUAUUGUGCAUGAACUAAUAUAACUAUAGGUACUUUAAAUAAAAUCAUGCUCUUCAAGCUUACAGCUUUGCACCAACUAGAAACUAAAUGCAUUAAGGACAACCAUUGCUAAUUACAUUAAAAGUACAAUAUACCUAUAGGUAAAUAAUUUGUGACACGAGGCAGAAAAAAAUACAUAAUUUUAAUAAAUUAAAACUCAUCCCAAGUAAUUUGUUAGUAUACAAACAUGUAAACGUUAUUUACACUUAGUUGGAUCCGUAGACGAUGAAAUUUAUAACAUAAAUAUAAUUAAUUUCGCCAAUUACACAAAAAUGUGCGUUAUCUGUUUGUUUCAGAAUUGUGGCAACAUUUUGGCUGAAAUAUUUGGUUGGAUAUUUUGUUUUAUACCAGUACAAGAGACAAAAUAUCC
Molecule: messenger RNA, 4063 nt
Organism: Achroia grisella
Lineage: Eukaryota; Metazoa; Arthropoda; Insecta; Lepidoptera; Pyralidae
Gene: Rev1
Product: DNA repair protein REV1
Exons: 1
Coding region: 172-2961 (929 amino acids)
Biological process (GO): error-prone translesion synthesis; error-free translesion synthesis
Cellular component (GO): nucleus
Molecular function (GO): deoxycytidyl transferase activity; damaged DNA binding; DNA-directed DNA polymerase activity
Source: RefSeq, a predicted model, not a curated record